UACCGAAUGCCUAAAAAGUUGCCCAAGAUAUCUCUGCAUGCGCCGACAGUUGAGGACAAACAUUGACUUCAGUGGGCUCUACUAUGUUUGGGCCUUCUUGUUGGAUUGAGUCCGUGGGCCUAAUAUUUUAACGAACAGACCGGCCCAGGAAACAAAAUUAGGCCCAAAAUGCUGCAUUUGUACAAUUCUUGAAGAGACGAUGGUCUCGUAAACGGCGUCGUCAGGUAUUGCCGUUAUAAGAAUGAUUGUUACACAGAGUUGAAGGAGCCCUUUUGAUUUUGCGUUUCGUUAGUGAUUUGAGUAUGGACAAGAGCAUGCUAGGAGAUUUGGAUAAUCUUCCGGAGGAAGAUAAGCUCAGAAUGUCCGCCAUGAUCGACCAGCCCCAGAUCCGUGACAGAAAUUUGAAGCAUGCCUCGGUUUAACCCGUGCCAAUGUGAAAAUGUCACAACCGCACCAGGCUCUCGUCCUCGUACAGAAAAUGGUGAAAAGCCCACCAUUGAAAGCCCUCUCACUCUUCCACUCGUCAACUCUCCAAGGCCUUCAACACAACCACCUAUCCUUAUCCUUCAUCAUGCACCACCUCCUCUCUUGCAAGAUGCUAUAUCACGCUGAGUCUCUCAUUCUACAAGUGCUCUCUGGUCGAAUCUCUUCCCCUACCUUCACUCCUUCAUCUCUUCUCCAGUAUUUGACGCAAACCCAUUUGAAUGCAGAUUCAACCCAUGUUCAUCUCUAUGAAGCAAUCAUCAAUGCUCAUGUCCUAUCUCAAUUACCAGAGCAAGCCCUCUUCUACUUCAAUAUGAUGAUUGAAAAGGGCGUUGUGCCUGUACGAAACACUUUCAAUAAUCUUUUGGGUUCUCUUAUCAAAUCAAAUUCUUUUGAGAAAGCUUGGGCUGUUUUCAAUGAAACAAAGGGUAAGGUUGAAAUGGAUAUUUAUAGUUUUGGAAUUAUGAUUAAGGGUUGUUGUGAGGCUGGUGAAUUGAAUAAAGGGUUUGAGCUUUUGGUUCAGUUGGAGGAGAUGGGUUGGUCUCCAAAUGUUGUUAUAUACACUACUUUGAUUGAUGGGUGUUGUAAGAAUGACGAUAUUGAUCGGGCCAAGAAGUUGUUUAUUGAAAUGGGAGAGCUUGGUUUGGUUGCUAAUCAAUACACUUACACAGUGUUGAUCAAUGGGUUUUUCAAGAAAGGCCUAAAGAAGGAUGGUUUUGAGCUCUAUGAAAAAAUGAAGCACAACGGGGUUGUUCCCAAUAUAUAUACUUAUACCUGUAUGAUUAAAGAGUAUUGUGAUGAGGGGAGAACAAGUAGCGCAUUUGAACUGUUUGAUGAAAUGCGUGAAAGAGGCGUGGUUUGUAAUGUUGUUACAUUCAAUACUUUGAUUGGUGGGUUGUGUCGGGCGAUGAGGGUUUGGGAGGCUGAGAAGUUGGUGGAUCAAAUGAAGAGGGUUGGUAUAAGUCCAAAUUUAAUUACGUAUAACACACUGAUAGAUGGGUUUUGUAAUGUUGGAAAGUUGGACAAGGCUUCAGAUUUAUUUGAUCAGUUGAAGUCAAUUGCCCAAUCUCCAAAUCUAGUGACUUAUAAUAUUCUAAUUGCGGGUUUUUGUAAAGCUGGAGAUUCAGUGCAAGUUGCUGGUUUGGUAAGGGAGAUGAAGGAGAGAGGCAUUACUCCUUCCAAAGUUACAUAUACAAUUCUAAUUGAUGCCUUUGUUCGAGCAGAUGACAUGGAGAAGGCAUUUCAGAUAUAUUCUUCCAUGGAGAAGGUUGGUUUGGUUCCAGAUGUUUAUACGUAUGGUAUCUUAAUAAAUGGUUUAUGCAUGAAAGGUAAUAUGAAGGAAGCCUUAAAGCUGUUUAAGUCAAUGAGUGAGAUGCAUUUAGAGCCAAAUGAUGUGAUAUAUAACACAAUGAUUCUUGGCUACUGCAAAGAGGGUAGCUCCUACAGGGUGUUGAGGUUGCUUCAAGAAAUGAAUCAGGGUGGAAUGGUUCCAAAUGUGGCUGCCUACAGUUCAACCAUUGGAGUUCUUUGCAAGGAUGGAAAGUGGAUUGAGGCUGAAAUUGUACUUAAAGCGAUGGUAGAUUCAGGUUUAAAACCAUCCAUUUCUAUCUACAAUAUGAUUUCUAAAGCCAAAAAUGAUAUACAUGAUUCAAAAUGAUUGCCUGUAUUUUUAUUUUUUUUUCUAAACGAUGAGAGGCAAAAAUAGCUCCCCCUUUUUAUAGAUGUCGUCUCAUGACGGUUGCUGCUAUGAGAAUAGUCAGACUUCGAAAGACUUAACUAGUGGUAGGAGAUUCUAUUUUUGGUCUGAAUUCAUGUGAUGAAACGAUUCUAUUU
Molecule: messenger RNA, 2316 nt
Organism: Alnus glutinosa
Lineage: Eukaryota; Viridiplantae; Streptophyta; Magnoliopsida; Fagales; Betulaceae
Product: pentatricopeptide repeat-containing protein At4g11690
Exons: 2
Coding region: 440-2140 (566 amino acids)
Molecular function (GO): protein binding
Source: RefSeq, a predicted model, not a curated record